CUCCGCCCACAGCGCCCCACUUCCGGGUCACCGCUGGCCGACGGCCUCCAAUGCCCCACUUCCGGGUGAACGACGUCACGUCCGGCCUAGUUCGGCAGCGUGGAGACCUGCUCAGCACCGUGAGGCACAGGCUCCCUGGAGGAUGGGGCGCAAACUAGACCCCAGCAAGAGGCAGGUCCGAGGGCCCGGCAGGAAGGCCCGCAAACAGAGGGGGGCCGAGACCGAGGUCCCUGCCGAGCUGCUGGAGGACCAUCAGCCAGAGACCCGACGCCUCAGGAGUCGCCAGAGGAAACGGGCCCUGAAACGCACCCGCCUGGCAGCAGGGGCUUGCGAGGAGCAGCCGGUUCAGGAGAAGAGGAAACGGGCUUCAGCUGCCGCCCCCCGGGGUUUCGGCGAUGAGAACGGCCAGCGGCUGCAGCCGAGGGGGGAGAAGCCGUCCCCGCAGGAGUCCGGACAGACCGGGGCGCCCCGGGCCCGGCUGCUCUCCUUGGGCUCCGACGAGGACGAGGAGGAGGAGGAGGAAGGUGCACCCUCAGUCUCUGACUCUGGCAGUGACCUGCCGCUCGAUGACUUCGGGGUCUGCUCGGACGAGGACGAGGGGGACGAAGAGGGGGAGGAUGAGGAGCUCUUGCCGAUCGAGCGGGCCGCUGAGCGCAUGAGGAAGAAACAGAAAUCAGCGCAGACUCGGGCAGUCAAAAAGGACGGAGGGACAGUGGCUGAGGAGGAAGAGGAGGAGGAGGUGAAGAUCAACGUGGCAGAGGUCGAGAGGUUCACACUGCCGAGUGGGCAGGAGAUUGCCCGGGAAACCAGCCAGCCCCCGGACCUGAAGCUGAUCUUCCAGAGGAUCCAGGACACCCUGGAGGUGCUGGCGGAUUUCCGCGCGAGACGGGAGGAGGGCCGGGACCGGCAGGAGUACCUGCAGGUCCUCCGCAGAGACCUGGCCACCUACUACAGCUACAACAGCUACCUGAUCGAGAAGCUGAUGGAGUUGUUCCCUCUGCCCGAGCUGCUGGAGUUCCUGGAGGCCAGUGAGGUUCAGCGACCCGUGACCGUCCGUACCAACACCCUGAAAACCCGCCGGCGAGACCUGGCCCAGGCACUGAUCAACCGCGGGGUGAACCUAGACCCGCUGGGCAAGUGGUCCAAGACUGGCCUGGUCAUCUUCGACUCUGCCGUGCCCAUCGGAGCCACCCCCGAGUACCUCGCAGGCCACUAUAUGCUCCAGGGUGCCUCCAGCCUGCUGCCAGUGAUGGCCCUUGCCCCUCAGGAGGGAGAGGUGCUCCUCGACAUGAGCUGUGCCCCGGGGGGGAAGACUACCUACUGCGCUCAGUUAAUGAAGAACACGGGGGUGAUUGUGGCCAACGACCCCAGCGCAGAGCGUCUGCGCAGUGUGGUGGGGAACCUUCAUCGGCUCGGUGUCACCAACACCAUCGUCUCCAACUGCGACGGCAGAGACUUCCCCAAGGUGAUGGGGGGAUUUGAUCGGGUACUGCUGGACGCGCCCUGCAGCGGGACCGGUGUCAUCUCAAAGGAUCCCAGUGUCAAGACCAACAAGGAGGACAUUGACAUUAAGAAGUGUGCUCAGCUCCAGAAACAGCUGCUGCUCUCGGCCAUCGACUCUGUGGAUGCGAACUCCCAGACGGGCGGUUACCUCGUCUACUCUACCUGUUCCAUCACGGUCGAGGAGAACGAGUGGGUUGUGGACUACGCUUUGAAGAAACGUAACGUAAAGCUUGUAUCCACGGGUCUGGAGUUUGGCGUGGAAGGUUUCACAAAGUUUCGGGAGCGGCGGUUUCACCCCUCCCUCAAGCUCUGCCGUCGCUUCUACCCGCACACCCACAACAUGGACGGGUUCUUCGUGGCCAAGCUCCGCAAGUUUGCCAACUCGCUGCCGCCGGCCCCUGCCCCUGCCCCUUCCCCGGCCCCCUCCCCCGCCGGGGCACAGGCCAUGCCCGCGCCCGCACCGGCAGACCCCGUGCCCGAGAAAGGCAGGGCCCCAGCCAGCGGGCACCCCCGCCGCAGGAUGGGCACAGCGUCCAGGAUGCAGAAGGCCCUCCAGUUACGCAAGAUGAAGGCAAAGUUCAGGAGGAAGAAGGCUUUGUGAGGGGAGGGGGGCUGCACGCUGGCCUGGGAGUCUGUUUUUAUAUAGAAUAAAAAUUGGU
Mobula hypostoma (lesser devil ray) is the source of this 2162-nucleotide messenger RNA. RefSeq names its product NOP2 nucleolar protein homolog (yeast) (gene nop2). The transcript is spliced from 16 exons. The record is from RefSeq and is a predicted model, not a curated record. Gene Ontology annotation, biological process: rRNA base methylation; maturation of LSU-rRNA. The coding region runs from base 143 to 2104 and encodes 653 amino acids. Gene Ontology annotation, molecular function: rRNA (cytosine-C5-)-methyltransferase activity; RNA binding. Gene Ontology annotation, cellular component: nucleolus. NCBI's taxonomy places the organism in Eukaryota, Metazoa, Chordata, Chondrichthyes, Myliobatiformes, Myliobatidae.